Messenger RNA from Lucilia cuprina (Australian sheep blowfly), 1965 nucleotides. RefSeq lists its product as uncharacterized. The transcript has 2 exons. The coding region runs from base 128 to 1900 and encodes 590 amino acids. NCBI's taxonomy places the organism in Eukaryota, Metazoa, Arthropoda, Insecta, Diptera, Calliphoridae. The record is from RefSeq and is a predicted model, not a curated record.
CCACCGCUAAAAGCAGACGUUAAACACACUUUUGUUUAUAAAGAACAUUUUUGUUAUUUUUUUGUAUUGACAAAAAUAGAUUUUACAAUCUGUGAAUAAAAGUAAAAUUAAAAGCUUAUUAAAACAAAUGGAGCAAAUUGCAACAAAUAUCGACAUAUUGAAAAAAAUAUUCAAUUACCUGGAACUCAGCGAACAACUUAACGCCACACAAGCCUGUCCAGAAUUUCAAUACAUUAUGGUGAACUGUAUAUGGCGUUACAAAUAUCGCCACAUAAAAGUGUACAAAUUAAACGGCGACACAUUUAUUAUAAAUAUAAAUUCAAAAUACAAAACAGAUUACAGAAAUUGCGAAUUAAUAAAUGAACAUUUUGUGGAUUUGCGACCUAAACAAUUUGAAAGAUUUCUACAAUUAAAUCGAGAAAAUAUUUUGGAAUUAGAAUUGUGUGAUUAUAGCGGCAAUAAACUUGAAGAAAAUGCACAAUUUGUUCAAAAUAAUAAAUGGAAAUUUUCUAAUCUUAAAACCUUAAUUCUACAGUAUGUUAUGAUUGAUGUAAAAGAAUUGGAGUUAAUAUAUAGAAAUUGUAAAAAAUUAGAAAUAUUACGCUUAAAGCAGUGUUGUAAUUUACAGUCUGAUUUGAUAACUUUAAAUGAUCAAGACAAUUGUGCUUAUGAUAUAUUGCUUUCUAUAGUAAAAACGUUGGCAGAAUUUCAAAUUGAAUACCGAGAAAUGCAAUUUAGUAAAUCUACUAUAAAUUUACAUGAUUUACUAGCCAAAAAUAAUUUAAAACGCUUGAAUUUAAAUAUGCCGUUAAAAAAUUUACGUUACAAGGAGACACCUCGUUUGCGUGAAAAUGUUUGUGAGGUCCUGGAAAUAGGCAAUUUUGAUGAAUACAAAACUUUGCAAAAAUUUACACGAUUAUAUUUGAAAAAAUUUCAAAUACUUUCUCACUUAACUUUAGAAGGUUCUUUGAAUAAAAUUUUUAUAGAUUCUCAGUUUAUACAGAAUUUAUCAGAAUGUACUUUACAUUUAAAAUAUUUAUUUCUCAAAAGAUGUCUUAUAAAUGUCGAUGAUUUUGGUUUACUGUCUACACUCACAGAAAUAACACUUGACAAUUGCAUGUCUUUGACGUGGCGAAAUUUGAGACAAUUAUUAGAUUUGCCCCAACUACAAGCCUUUCACAGCAAUUAUUCUACCUACACCCGGGAAUUUGAAAAUAUUUGUAUACCUUGUAACCUAAAACGAUUAACUCUUGUGGGUAAUGAAUUCAAAUUUGCACAAAUAUUCGAUAAACCUAAAGAUCAAUUAACUCAAUUAAAACAAUUGAUUUAUUACGAUGGCUCUCUAACGAAAAUUUCUAAUAUUUCAAGAAAAUUUCCCAGUUUAGAAAUAUUACAUAUUUUACCUCAUCAUUUGGAACUUCAAGAUAUUUUCCAUUUAAAAAGAUUAAAAAUCUUUAAGGUGCCCAAAUGUGCCAAAAAUUCAAAAAAUAUUUUGCAUCUAAUGCAUUUAAUCGAACAUCCCACAUUAUCUGAAUUAUCAUUACUAGGCGGAGCAAUUAAUUUAGAUAAUGAAUUGUCCAUAGAUCUUUCUAAUAUAAGGGUAACAAAUUUAAGCUAUUUAGUAAUUGAUUUUGAUGUAUUUAAUUAUUUGCUAGAAUUUUUGUUAGAUUUACUAAAAUGUAAUAAAAAAUUAAAAUUAAUUAUAAGCUCCGAUGAUAUCGCCGACUACCAAUAUUUUUAUAAUUUGGUAACAAAUCGAAAAUUUUGCAAAGAUUUUAUAAAAUUAUGUGGAUUUCAAAUUGAUCGCAACGAUAUUACUGCCAGACCGAAAAUAGUGGAAAGAAAAUUACAAUUUAUAAGAGAAUUGUCAGAGUUUCAAAAUGUUUACAUAAUAAUUUAGAUUUCUUCUUUAAAAUUUAAAUUAAUAUGUAUUUCUUUAACAAAAUAAUGACAAAAUAUUUUUUU